GCUGAAACGAGACUUACCAAAAACAAACAAAAUGGCGUCGGUUAAAGUUCAGGUUGAAUACUGUGGAAGCUGAGGUCACUUCCCUCGGUUUAGGCGUCUGAUGGAGGACAUCCUCUCAGAGUUGCCAGAAACCGAGGUGGUUGGAGAUGUCGGGAGAAACCAGUCAUUUGAGGUCUCAAUUAAUGGACAGCUGGUGUUCUCAAAACUCAAGACAUAUGGGUUCCCCAAAGCACAAGAUAUUAUUAAGGAAAUCCAGCGGGCUUCACAAGGGGAGAAAUGUCAGGAAAUAACGGAUUCCGAGUCCCCCUGGUGUGUCUUACUCUAAUCCUGUGUGCCUACUACACAAACGCCUAGCCUGUAAUAAACAGAAACACAUGAACACUGAAAUAUACCAGUGGUUUAGAUGACAAACUACAAGGAGGAUGGUUGGACACAAACAAAAAAUCAGCAUUAAUUGUUUAUUAAAAUAUCAGUCAAGUAAAUUGAAGCAUGCUAAUGCAUGGGAAAAAGACAUAACAUGAAAUUACCUUUUUGAUGUUAAGAGGAAGUUUUAACAAAUCUAUGGAAUGUUGUGUACAGAAAUACUUUAUAACAUACAUUUGUACUUAUUUGAAUUACAUCAAACUCCAGAUUAAUAUACAUCAGCAUGGGGACCUGUGUUUCCCACAUCAUUUGUGUGUUACUGUUGCCCGUAUCAUUCAAGCGCUCACCCUAAAGGUCAAGAUUACAAUUAUAAGCCAUUUGCUUCUCAUCAGACAAGACAAAAUCGGAGUCAUUUGACAGUAUCCUGUGACUGCCAUUGUCAAUUUUAUUUUCCACAAAUAGAUUCAUUCUGGUACCACAUAAAUUGUGUUAAAUAACUGUUGUGUUCUUGAGAUGAUGUGUUUCUCCUUUUUACAGGCCUUGUAAGUGUGUAAGGGAUAUUUCAAAUCCAGAUUUUCAGUUAAAUACUACACAAGCGCAUGAGGAAACUUAGCUAAACAAUUGAAGCUAUUUUUCUGAUUAAUAUUUUUGUUAAAUAUUUUUGAUGUUAGUAUUUGAGUGAUUGUCAGGGAUUCCAAUAUUUCCUUUUUUAAAGUAUUUUUAUUAUACAGAAGAUAUAUACGUUCAUGUUGCAAUUACAUUGUGUUGUUCAUAUACAUUCAAAUGCAUGUAUAUAUUUUGUCUUCAAUAAUUAUACAUAUAUGGUUUCAUACCUUAUUAUUGUAAAUUCCUUUUCUUUAUAGACCACCUUUUCUGGUUUGAUUCAAUAUUAAUAUAUUAUUUUUGAUAUUUGUUAUUAUGAUGUGUUUAAAAAUGAUGUAUUACUAUCAAAGUUGCAUUUAAUAAAUGUUUUAUGUAAGAAAAUCAAAAGUAAAGAGAAAAGAUUUA
Molecule: messenger RNA, 1371 nt
Organism: Mya arenaria
Lineage: Eukaryota; Metazoa; Mollusca; Bivalvia; Myida; Myidae
Product: migration and invasion enhancer 1-like
Exons: 4
Coding region: 101-325 (74 amino acids)
Source: RefSeq, a predicted model, not a curated record